AUGGCUUCGGUUAACUCGUUGAAGUCCCAUCGACUCCUUGAUUUUCUCUCUUCAAUUAGGCCAUCUUUUCUUUCAGUGGUGCUACUUUUUGGUUGUGGAUGUCUCUGGAUGAAGAAUGAAACAACCAACGGGCGACUCACCGCGCUGGAAACUCGCAUCAACAUGUUCCCACUGGAAGUUCUUGUUAAGAAUGGCCGUUCAACGGAAAACAGUGUUCAAAGAACGACGCUAAAGCCAAAAGAGGAAUUUGCGAGACAUCUCUUAAGAAAAAUUCAGAGAGAAAUGAAGUUCGACGAUACUUCAGGUUAGGAUCAAGACAGUACAAAAACAUUUUCAGUCCCUCAAUAUUUUAAGCUCGGGGGGGGGGGGGGAGGAUAUUUCCUUUUUUUUUUUAAUUUUGUGCUUGCGAGAACCAGAAAUUUCGUAUAUGUUCUUUUAUGAUGUGACUGUUGAGAACCGUUUUUCAGACUAAGGGGGGAAGGGCAAGGCAUAAUAACAAUAUUCCACAGUACGUUCACUUUAAUAGUUAAAAUCUGUCCUGUUUUAGAGUUUUACAGGUUACACACUAAACGUGAGACUCGAAGGACGCAAAAACUUUUGGUUCAUUUUUGUUUAGUAUAAAUACCCUCCACUACUCUACCUAAACAACACGUCGACAACUGAUAACUCGAACCUUCAAGGGAAAUCGAAAAAAGUUCGAGUUAUCAGGAGCUGGAAGAAAAUACCCGGAAGUAAGGUAAAAACAGUUGUACUGUACACAGUGAACAUUUUAAUCACAUUUUAUGUUAAGUGAAAAUUGAAAGGUACUUUUACGCUAUAAAUAAGAACGUAACGUAACAAAGCAUAGCCUAAAUAGAGCAUGCGUUUUACUGUUUUGAGAAGUAAAGCUGAUUCACGUUAGAUUUGUGACAAAGAGCAUCAGCCUCCACUAGUAAACUAUGUGCCUACAACACGUUAAGGGACUUCAAAAUUCAAUGUUUCGGAAGCCAGUACACUGUUUUUCCCUACUUUUUAAAUGGGGCUAUGUUACCCAACACGCAUGCGCGAGCCAAUGAAAACAAACUUGAAAAAGACGGCCCAACUUUUUCAAGUUGUGUCGGAGAUUUUGGAAGGCUGUUUUUAUCUGUCUAAAUCUCAGCCAUCGUUCGAUAGUUAGCGAAGUUUUGUAUUAAGAAUCGUUCUAUGGUGAUUACAGAACAAUUUUUUGGCGUUAUUUUAAAAUUGUUUGCCUGUGGAAUGUUUUUACGUGGAUUUACUGUGUCCUCUUAUCAGCGACCGUUGUAAUGGCAGAGUUAAUGACGGCUACUCCACAAUGAGUGAUGGAAUCUUUGAUGGAAUCUUCCCUAUAGUUCACAGGACUUAGAGGCUGCUGGCUCUUGGAUUUUUCUUGUGCUCAAAGUAUGUGGACAUAUAAUGAAGCGGCUAUCGAGUUGGCGGCGGCCGUUUUUUGUAAACGAUUACAAGAGCAUCAGGCCAUGAGUUUCGUGACGCAACUAAACUCCUCGCGAAGGAAACAUUCUAAAAUUCGGCUAGAUUCCUUCUUGUAUUUAUGUCGAUUCACGGCAAAGAUAAACACGACCGUUUGCUCGUCCAGAUUGUUCUCAACGGACUUAGAGAGGCACCUUAGUACGAGUUAGAUCCUGUAAAUGCCAUGUUUUUGAACUGUUUGUGUUCGAGCAUAAUUUUGCAAAAUAGCAGAGUUUACUUUCCCUUUUUAUCAACGGACUGCUUAUAGUGGAGUAGUAUACCAAUGAUGCUGGGUUCUGUUUUUCUCGACGUCGCAGUGAUUCGGCACGAUCGAACAAUUUUGCGCGAUAAUGUAUGUUUCCCUAAGAUCAAAACAAAGACUUGGUCUCUUGUUCUAUCAGCAUCUAAAUUAUAAAAUCAGUAGCGACAGAGAAGUCUAAUUGUUAAUGAUUUGAAACAGUCUUGGUCUUUAUCUUCGGUCUAGCGUCUUUUGUAGCUCGUUUGUAAAAUACAACUUCCAGUUAUUUUGUUGAAUAAGACAAUAUGUUGUUGUUGAAUUUUUGUUUGCGCUCUAUUUUAUGAAUGGCGUGCGUUUUUACUUCAAAACUACAAGUAAAAUUGUCGUCACAAUUUUAUUCUUGAUCUAGCAUAACCAGAGAAGAAACGUUCCAUAAAUUCUAUCGAAAUAUCCCUUAUCCAAACCCAUUUCGCUUGUUAACCUCUCUAAAUUCGGAACCUUGGACGUGACAGAGAACAUGAAGAAAGUCACGCGUUAAUUCAAAACAAUAGAAUCUUGACAGUUGAAAGUAAUUUGCAUAACCUCAGAGCGCACAUGGAGAAAGUCACGCGUUAAAAACAAUAGAAUUUUGACAGUUGAAAGUAAUUUACAUAACCUCAGAGCGCAUGCUCUCCAGCUGACAUAGCCCCUUUAAGCGCUCAAAACAUAGUUCGAGUUAUCGAGGGUAAAAUUAUAUAGAAAUUAUCUGAGGGGAAACAAAAAUCGGCAGAUUCGACUUAUCGAAGUUUCGGGUUACCGAGGGUAAAAUUACAGUAAAUGAAUGAAGGAAAUCCAGGGGAAAUCGAUUUUGGUUCGAGCUAUCGGGGGUCAACGUACCGUUAAGUACUUCCAUUCUAUGAUACAAUAUUUUACUUUUGCCGUUGUAAAAGGAUAGCCGCAACGGAAAUUAAAUUCAGGUGAUUGCACCUUUACAAGGAAGGGCCAAUAGCUUCAAGAUAAAUUAAAGUUUCUGUUUUUGAAAAUUUAUAUUUAUAACUCAUCAUGCGAUGAUAAAGGAAAAAGGGGUACAUGUUAAUUUUUAUAGUUUUAAUUUCCGCAUAAUUUGAACUAGAAAUGUGGAAGUUACAGAAAGAGUCUGCGAAUGCGGAAUAAAAUUCCAUGCAGAGAAAGUCUUAUCCCACAUGCCAGUAGCUGAAAGCUGAUACAAUCACAGUCACACUCACAGUCACAGAUAUAUAUUGUGUAAAUAUAACCAAAAAACAGUUUUAUUGGCGAGCUGUAUAGCAGGGCUUUAGCUUGGCUAACUAGGACCUCGAAAGGGCAGUACAAUGCUUUUGAUACCAUUGCGUUCUCAUAAAGUGUUUUAAUUGUACUUUAAGAAAGGUGAGAAACCUCAAAGGGAUAAACAAUGAAACAACACGAAAAAUGGCAACUCAAAACAAGCUACGCUUAAACUUAUCAGCUGUGUUUUUUCCUAUAAUAAAUUUCCGCUUUAAAAUCCAUGAAAAUUCAUUCAACAAAAUGCGAAUCAAAUCACCACAAACAUUAUUUUUCCAACGGAACCCCCGCCAAUUUUAACAUCCGGAGACUUUUAUGUAAAACUGUCAAUCAUGAGCAUUAAGCGGGAACUUAAUUUCCUGUGUUAUUUUGCACUUUACUGAAAUGGGAAUAAAAAUUAUAUAUACCCUGAAAAAGCUGUUUUAAAAACAAACCCCACUGAAGCAAACCUUCUAAAGCUAGUGCUGGCCAUAUCAGUAACCAAAGUAACAGAGUUAAGAUGCGCAAAUAAAAAUUAAAAGGGUUCUUACAUGAGAACUUUAAAGCACCAUUUAUACGAGGAAAAAUAAGACGCGUCUUACAUAAGACGCGUCUUAAAUAAGACGCGAACUUUCCGUAUAAACGGCACAUUUCGUCUAACAUAAGGCGCGGCUUAGCUAAGACGCGUCUUAUUUUAGAACAGCCCUUGACACCUGUUCUUAGUUAAGACGAGAAAAACUUCGUAUAAAUGACCUUCGUGUCUUAUAUAAGACGCGAACGCAUAGUACGCAUGCGUUAAUUUUUGGCGCGCCACGUUGGAUUGCCGUUGCUACGGGCAGCAUUCACAUAAAAACGAACCAAGAACAGAAAUAAGACUCGAACCAUUUACACGAGCUUCUCUCGUCUUAGAUAAGACAUGCUCGUAUAAAUGGUACAGUUCGCGUCUUAUUUUAGACGCGUCUUAAUUUUCCUCUUAUAAAUGGCCCUAAUACAAGUACGUUUCAGUCCCAAAACUGAUUUUCCCUUGGCCAUAGAUGAGUCUGGAAAAUCAAGAACAAGCGCAAAGCCAAGAAACCGGAGACAAGUUUUGAAUGUCACUUCAGCUACCAUCAGUAUACAUGACGUGCAAAAAGAAAUCAGCAAACAGUUUGCACAACUUAUGCCCACCAAGUACUGUAAGUCAAGUGAGAAGGUAUGUCCAACAGGUCCCGCCGGGCUACCUGGUCCCAUUGGUGCACAAGGACCACGUGGCAGGAGGGGACCUAGGGGAAAGAGAGGUAACCCAGGUAGCUUUGGACCACCUGGAAAAUCAGGAAUGGCUGGACUUCCAGGAUCUAGAGGAGAAAAGGGUGACAAAGGCGAACCAGGAAAUCCAGGACCACCUUGGAGGCCUGGAGAAUCGAUAUCUGCUCCACAAGUGAUCCUAUCACCUGCAAAUCACACUAGAGAUGAAUGA
Messenger RNA from Porites lobata, 4418 nucleotides. The record is from the annotation of a GenBank genome assembly. NCBI's taxonomy places the organism in Eukaryota, Metazoa, Cnidaria, Anthozoa, Scleractinia, Poritidae.